Messenger RNA from Chiloscyllium plagiosum (whitespotted bambooshark), 3803 nucleotides. RefSeq names its product leucine-rich repeats and immunoglobulin-like domains 3 (gene lrig3). The record is from RefSeq and is a predicted model, not a curated record. NCBI's taxonomy places the organism in Eukaryota, Metazoa, Chordata, Chondrichthyes, Orectolobiformes, Hemiscylliidae. Gene Ontology annotation, molecular function: protein binding.
ACAGAAAGGGGAGGCAUGUCGGCGACGGCCAGGCGCCUGUGGAUGGCGGCGCUCGUGCUGUGGGCGAGCGGGGCGCUCGCGCUGCUGGGUGACCGCGAGCCGCCUCGCGCCUGCCCGGCCCGCUGCUCGUGCGCUGCCCGCCUGCUGGACUGCAGCCGGAGGAAACUGAGCCGGGGACCGGCGCCACUGCCCGCCUGGACCGUCCGCCUGGAUCUGAGCCACAAUCGAAUUACUUCCAUCAACAGCAGCUUAUUUAACAAUCUUCACAAUUUACACGAAGUAAAAAUAACCCACAAUGAAUUAACUGAAGUGCCGAACUUCGGAAUUAUGGCUUCAAACAUUACCAUUCUUUCACUGUCUUAUAACAAAAUUGUUGAGGUAAGAUCUGAGCAACUGACACCAUUCCGGUCUUUGGAAACACUGGAUCUCAGUAACAAUCACAUUUCGGAAUUGAAAACAUUUCCACCUCUGCAACUUCGGUGUCUGUACAUCAACAAUAACAAAAUAACUUCUUUGGAUCCUGGUUGCUUUGACAAUCUUUCCAACACACUACAAAUCCUAAAGCUAAACCGGAACAAAAUUUCAGCUAUUCCUUCAAAGAUGUUUAAGCUGUCCCAUCUUCAGCAGUUGGAACUUAGCCGCAAUAAAAUUAAAAAAGUGGAUGGUCUUACAUUUCAAGGACUUAGUGCUUUGAAAUCUCUGAAGUUACAACGAAAUGGCAUUAGUAAACUCAUGGAUGGAGCUUUCUGGGGACUGAGUAACAUCGAGACUUUACAAUUAGAUUUUAACAAUCUGACAGAAGUAACGAAAGGAUGGUUGUAUGGCUUACUCAUGUUGCAACAACUUAACCUUAGCCAGAAUGCCAUCAACAGGAUCAACCCAGAUGCCUGGGAGUUCUGCCAAAAACUCAGUGAACUAGAUGUUUCGUUCAAUGAGUUGACACGUUUAGAAGAUUCCAGCUUUGUUGGCCUGAGCCUUCUUGGACAGCUGUAUAUCGGAAACAAUCAAGUGAGCUACAUUGCUGAUGGUGCCUUUGGAGGACUUUCCAGCUUGCAUAGCCUAGACCUGAGAAACAAUGAAAUCUCAUGGACUAUUGAGGAUAUGAAUGGGGCUUUCUCUGAAUUGAGCAAACUUAAGAAAUUGGGGCUACAAGGAAACCGAAUUCGAUCAAUCACAAGAAAAGCAUUUUCUGGCCUGGAUGCACUUGAAUACCUUGAUCUGAGCAAUAAUGCAAUUAUGUCUGUCCAAAGCAAUACCUUUUCUCAAAUGAAGAAGCUUCACGAAUUGUACUUGAACACUACAAGCCUUCUUUGUGAUUGCCAGCUAAAAUGGUUGCACCAAUGGGUGACAGAUAAUGGAUUUCAACCAUUCAUUAAUGCAAGUUGUGCUCAUCCCCAGUGGCUGAAAGGAAAAAGUAUAUUUGCCACCAAACCAGAAGACUUUGUAUGUGAUGACUUCCCCAAACCUGAGAUUAUUGAACAGCCUGAAACUCAAGCGGCCGUAAAAGAUUCCAAUGUCAGUUUCAUCUGCUCAGCAGCGAGCAGCAGUGAUUCACCAAUGACUUUUGCCUGGAAGAAGGAUAAUGAAGUGCUUCAUAAUGGCGAGAUUGAAAACUACGCACAUCUCCGGUCGCAAGGAGGUGAAGUCAUGGAAUAUACUACCAUCUUACGCCUUCGACAUGUGAAUUUCAGUAGUGAAGGAAAAUACCAGUGUGUCAUUUCCAACCAUUUUGGUUCAUCAUACUCCAACAAAGCCAAGCUAACAGUGAACAUGCUACCAUCAUUUACAAAAUCACCAACAGAUCUUACUAUUCGGGCAGGAGCGAUGGCCCGUUUAGAAUGUGCUGCGAUUGGUCACCCAACACCACAGAUAGCCUGGCAGAAGGAUGGUGGCACUGAUUUCCCUGCUGCACGAGAGAGAAGGAUGCAUGUUAUGCCAGAGGACGAUGUAUUUUUUAUUGUAGAUGUGAAGAUAGAAGACAUUGGAAUCUAUAGUUGCACAGCUCAAAAUAGUGCUGGAGCCAUUUCAACCAAUGCAACACUCACUGUACUUGAAACGCCUUCAUUCGUGCGCCCUCUUGUUGAUAAAACAGUAGCAAAAGGUGAGACUGCAGUUCUACAGUGCAUAGCUGCUGGAAGUCCUCCUCCAAGGUUAAACUGGACCAAAGAUGACAGCCCGUUAACAGUAACUGAACGACACUUCUUUGCUGCUGGAAAUCAGCUUCUGAUUAUUGUAGACUCCAACCUGGAAGAUGCUGGAAAGUACACUUGUGAAAUGUCAAAUACUCUUGGCACUGAGCGAGGCCACAUACGUCUGAAUGUAAUUCCUAUACCAAACUGUGAUUCAACACAGAGUGCUGCACCAUUCGAAGAGGAUGGAUGGUCUACAAUUGGAAUUGUAAUCAUUGCAGUAGUCUGCUGUGUGGUUGGCACUUCUUUAGUCUGGGUGGUUAUUAUUUACCAUACAAGACGGAAGAGUGAGGACUGCAGUGUAACAAACACAGAUGAGACAAACUUGCCUGCAGACAUCCCAAGUUACUUGUCAUCCCAGGGAACCCUAUCAGAUCAUCAGGAAGGCUAUGGGCGAUCAGAAGCUGGAAGUCACCAUCAACUUAUGACUUCCUCAAUGAAUGGAUAUUUACUUCAGCAUAGAGGAAGUGAUGAUCUUUGUCAUAUUGACAAUGGAAGCGACACCGAUCUUGAAGGCAUGGCUGACCCACUAGUUUUUCAUGACCCAGAUCAAGCAGGCUCAGUGUACAUGGGAGGAACUGUGUAUGAAUCAGAACGGCUGGAAGGAAUCAAUCAACACGAUGGAAACUCUGAUCAGGUAGUGGCUUGUGCCAAUGCAUAUGAUGACUCCAGCAUAAAUUCAAAGAAAAAGGAAUAUUGUCAAUAUUCCCAAGUGCCUCCAGAAGAUCCCUUUGAUCAAGCCAUCGCAAAGAUAAUGGUACAGAUCCCAAGUUCAAACUUGUUCAAUUCUGUGCAAACCCUGCACAAAGGAACUCCUAUUGGCAUUCCAGGUUCAAGCAGAAAUUCAGAAAAAUUACCAGCAACCAUGUAUGGUGGGACAUUUGGGAAACCUCUGUGGAGAACACUCCAAGAUCCCUAUUCUGAUUGUACCCAGCCAGCUGUAUCUCCAUCAUUAACACUUCAUCACAAUCCUCGAGCCUUACUCCACAGUGAUUCUGAGGCUGAAGAACAAUCAGACAAUCCUCCAGUUUCUGUCACUGGGCAACACAAUAGUACUUAUGAACGCAAUGUUGAUAAAUGCAGGACUCCAGUAUUUCAGCCUUACAGAGUUAAUACGUAGACACAUGAACUACUACACUGAAAUUUAUUGUACCAAAGAAAGACUUGAACAAACUACCUCAUAAAGCUGUGUUGCUGCAGUUCUGCGGAAAAAAAAAACAAUUCUUUCAUUUAGGAAAUAGUUGUAUCAUGAACAGGUUGUAAAUCGGCAUAAACUGAUGAUGGAUGGACCAAGAGGAAAUGUUAGUGAUGUAUGCUUUUGUUUUGAGAACACUACCCUUCUGAAGUAUGACGAAUUUGCUAUAUUUUUUAUUAUUUUAUACUUUUUUACUGAGAUAUGAAUUUUCACCUGUAAAUUAUGUAAAUAACUAGUAUUUUACCUAUGUUUGUAUAAUAGGGAUACUUUUUUUAUUGAACUUCAUUAGUAUGCUAGAAUUUAUUAUUGGCGGUACAGCAUGUUAGUUAUGUGGUGCUAAUUCUGACUAUGGGUCAGAAUUGUAGUGCCUUGUUUGCACAUCUAAGUUGACAAUAAAAUGGCAUUUGCUUUGAACCAUA